Molecule: messenger RNA, 1583 nt
Organism: Vicia villosa (hairy vetch)
Lineage: Eukaryota; Viridiplantae; Streptophyta; Magnoliopsida; Fabales; Fabaceae
Product: CRC domain-containing protein TSO1-like
Exons: 7
Coding region: 1-1431 (476 amino acids)
Molecular function (GO): DNA-binding transcription factor activity
Source: RefSeq, a predicted model, not a curated record
AUGGAGGCACCGCUAUUUUCCAACUUAGAAGAACAGGAUGAUGAUUCUUUCUUUAACUAUCUCAGCAGUCUUUCUCCUUUAAAGACAUUGAACUCACUUCCCAUGGAUUAUCCUCUUUUCACAUCACCCGAUGUGACUUUUUUUGAGGAUUCCACAUUCUUCGAUUCUAGGGAUAAUCUUUUGGAUACAUCAAACCCUCAAGUUUCGUGCGAGAAUGUAAAUAAAAUUUAUUCACAUGAAAAAGUGCCUACUUAUUCUACUAAUUUAUCUCAUGAUUCAACUGAGUCAUCUAGUCAAGAAGCUGUGCAAUAUGGUUGUUGUAGCCCAGAAGAUCAUCCACUAAUCUCAAGGGAUGAUGUUAACUACCUUCUUGGAUUACUUGGCAUGCAAGAACCAAAUGGUACCAAUGUCAAAGAUUCAAUUGAGGCAAACACUCAAGUGCCAGAUUGUGAUUACAAUAGCUUAAUUAGUACAACACAAUCUUUGAUUCCUUUACCACAAUCUACCACUAACAGUAGUAAUUAUACAAUGCAUACUGUUGAUCCACCUGCUUCUACUUCAAUACAUGAGUCUGAAAAUAAUCCUUAUGAACCAAUACCUGCCACUUACAGAAAUCAAACAUGGAACAAUCUUGCCAAUUUCGCUUUAAUGGAUAGCAAACCAAUUCAGACAGGGAAUGAUGAGCUUGUGCGUAUUAGACACAGUAUACAAAUGGGCUUUCUGGAUUAUGACAAGACCCGUUAUACUUCAAACAUCACUUCCUGUUCUUCAAAAUCUGGUGAGAAGAAUGCUAGUAAUGAAACUGGUUUUGCAAUUCCAGCCUCAAAUCAUUACAGAGGCAUAGAAAAUGAAAUGACGUUUUCCAGAUGGAAUCCUGAACUGCCGAGCUGCAAUUCUUCCUUGCAUCUUUCUGAAAGCCACCUAUCGCAGCUCUCCGCAUCAAUGGAAAAUCAUUUGGGGCCAUCUGAUAAUGAAGUUCAGUCUACAAAAAAUUUCACUAAGUUUUUAGUUCACAUCACGGGUGAAGAUUUCUGCGGUAGUACCCUCAAAAUGGAGAGUAAACAGUUGGAUCCUCCAAACAUGAAAAGGAAGAGGAAAGGUCAGAUUGAUGUAGGUGCUUCUUGUUCUAAACAUGAAAAGGAAGAGGAAAGUGCUGAUUUCGGUCAGAGUACCCUCAGAAAGAAGAGGAAAAUCCACAAAUCAGGUCACUGUCAAUGUAGAAAAGCAAGCUGCCUGAGGAAAUAUUGUGAAUGUUUUAAGGGUGGUGUUGGUUGCUCCCCAAGUUGUAAGUGUCAAGGAUGUGAGAAUAUAUAUGGUAGAAAGGAUAGGGAGGCACAAACAAAAUCGGAGCUUGAAGAAACAGAAGCAUUACAGAUUUGCAGACCAUUGGAAAGAUGUAGUGGCAGCCAAAAGAAAGAACUUGUGGAAUGAAAUGCUAUUGGAUGAGUCUAUUCAAAUGAAAAUAUAAAAUGAAGGCACAUGCAGUUACAACUUUAACAGAAUGAUAUUUUGUAUAGACUUACAAUGAUAUUUUGUAUAGACUUACAAGCAUUUCAUACAAUAAUAUUUUCGAAAGUUGGCUG